Messenger RNA from Pseudophryne corroboree (corroboree frog), 7984 nucleotides. RefSeq names its product catenin delta 2 (gene CTNND2). Lineage: Eukaryota; Metazoa; Chordata; Amphibia; Anura; Myobatrachidae. The record is from RefSeq and is a predicted model, not a curated record. Gene Ontology annotation, molecular function: cadherin binding. The transcript has 23 exons. Gene Ontology annotation, cellular component: cytoplasm; nucleus; plasma membrane. The coding region runs from base 680 to 4480 and encodes 1266 amino acids. Gene Ontology annotation, biological process: cell-cell adhesion; cell-cell junction assembly; dendritic spine morphogenesis.
UGCUUCAUGAAUAGACCCCAUUAUGCAUAACAAAUAGAGUUAGGGCGAGUUAAAAAGGACAUGAAAUUCUAGUUUCAGGGCACCAUCUCCAGAGCAGUAUUUCACUUUUGCGCCCACUCUCACAGCCCCAGUCCUGUAGCAGCCACAAGCAUCCAUCCUGACAAGUCUCCCCCUCAACUCUCAGCACUUGGCUCCUCCCGAAGCCUUUACAAUUUGGAGGAAAUGGGCGGCGGUACUGGCGCUCUCCGCCAAUGGAGACAGCAGCUUCUCCUCAUCAGCACCACCAAAGAGGGAGAAGAAGAAGCAUCUCCUCACGUCUCCAUCUCCUGACAGAUACAUCAGGCAACGCCAGGGAAAUCAAACCCAGCUCGCCCAGAAGACUGGCAGCGCCGUCCAGGCACGGAGGGGCUAUACCGGCUGGAAUAUUGCCAGCCUGCGGACCUAUACGUAGCAGAGAUAGGGGGAAAAUGGGAAGGUGCCGGCUGCUGUAAGCAGCUCUCCUCCUCAGGAACAGACAGAAGAAGGAUGCUGCAUCUCUGCAAGGUCAGAGUCGCCCAGUGAGACAGAUCAGCGGCCAUCAUCAUAGGCUGCCUCCUUCUCUCCCUCCUCUCCUCUUCCUUCUCUUUGUGCUUGUCUGACACCAAGGAGAAAAAUAUUCAUCGGCCUCCGGCUGGAAGCUAUGCCUGUUCCAGAUCAACCAUCAUGCUCAGAGAAGACUAGUUCAUUAAGCUCAGUGAUGAAUACAUCAAAUGGUGAUGGUUCUGAAACAGAAACAACUUCAGCUAUACUUGCUUCUGUUAAAGAGCAGGAGCUGCAGUUUGAAAGACUAACACGAGAACUCGAGGCCGAACGUCAGAUAGUUGCGAGCCAACUAGAAAGAUGCAAACUGGGGUCAGAAACUGGCAGCAUGAGUAGUAUUAGUUCCACGGAGGAACAGUACCGCUGGCAAACUCAAGAUGGUCAGAAAGAUAUAGAAGAUGAACUGACAACUGGCUUAGAACUGGUUGAUUCAUGUAUUAGAUCCCUACAGGAGUCGGGCAUACUUGAGCCACAAGACUUUUCAUCCAGUGACAGGCCCAGCCUCCUAUCCCAGAGUGCAAUUCAGCUCAAUUCUAAACCUGAGGGGUCUUUCCAGUAUUCAUCAAGCUACCAUAGCAACCAGACCAUUGCCUUGGGGGAAACAUCAGCAUUGCAGCUCCCAAGCCGGAGCAAUCAAGCCAGAUCUGCCAUUCAGAGCUAUACUCAAGGCACAAAUAGCAGAGUAGCUCAUACAUCUGGAUCUGAAUCUUCACAAUCACAUGCUGCCUCUCACUCGAGAGAGUCCUUUGUGCCAAGCCAUGGAAGUGCUUUCCAUUUGCCUGAUUCUCCGCAUUCUUCAACACUUUUUUAUUCAAGCUCAACUUUGCCAGCACAGAGAGUAAGCUCUCCCUUAUCAAUGCAGCAAGUAGGUUCUCCAACUAAGCUUCAGCGGGUGGGUUCUGCUUCUGAGAGUACUGGUUACAGCACCCUGCAGAGGGUUUCUUCACCAAAACAGUCUCCAAGCCGCCUUGCCAAGUCCUACAGCACCAGUUCACCUAUCAACAUCGUUGUAUCAUCUGCUGGCCUUUCACCUUCAUCUGUACGUGUGACCUCACCACCAACCAUUCAGUCAAAUAUAACUUCUUCACCUUUGCAUCAGUUGAGUUCAACUAUCGGUACAUAUGCUACUCUUUCACCUACAAAACGUCUUGUUCACUCCUCCGAUCAGUACAAUAAGCAUUCACAAGAACUAUAUGCCACAGCCACGUUGCAGAGACCUGGCAGUUUAGCAGGAUCUCGAGCAUCUUACACCAGUCAGCACAGUCACGAAUUAAGGGCAUUACAAUCACCAGAACAUCACAUAGAACCCAUUUAUGAAGACAGAGUUUAUCAGAAGCCACCAAUGAGAAGCCUAAGCCAAAGCCAGGGAGAUCCGUUAUUACCAGCACUUACCAGCUCAUAUCGCACCAACACAGACCUGGUUAACCAUUUUUGUGAACAGAUCCUCAGUUUUUUACUUUGUCCCUACUUUCCUGUCGUAGCCCCAUCUUCCCCUGGUGUCGACUCCGUACCUUUACAGCGUACAGGCAGCCAACAUGGCGCUCCGAACACAACAGGAACCUUCCAGAGGGCCAGCUAUGCUGCAGGCCCUGGCUCCAAUUACGCAGAUCCAUACCGACAGCUGCAGUAUUGUCCAUCGGUUGACUCACCCUACAGUAAAUCUGGCCCAGCAAUACCACCAGAAGGAACAUUAGCCAGGUCACCAUCUAUUGAUAGCAUUCAGAAAGAUCCAAGGGAGUUUGGUUGGAGAGAUCCAGAACUUCCGGAGGUAAUACAAAUGCUACAACAUCAAUUUCCUUCAGUACAGUCCAAUGCAGCUGCCUACUUACAGCAUCUAUGUUUCGGAGACAAUAAAAUCAAAGCAGAGAUAAGAAGACAAGGAGGAAUUCAAUUAUUAGUAGAUCUCCUAGAUCAUCGGAUGACAGAUGUCCAUAGAAGUGCGUGUGGAGCACUGAGGAACUUAGUAUAUGGCAAAGCAAAUGAUGAUAAUAAAAUUGCACUGAAAAACUGUGGUGGUAUUCCCGCAUUAGUACGGCUGCUCCGAAAGGCCACUGAUCUGGAAAUCAGAGAACUUGUAACAGGAGUCUUGUGGAAUCUUUCUUCUUGUGAUGCCCUUAAAAUGCCAAUAAUUCAAGAUGCCCUUGCAGUGUUGACCAAUGCAGUGAUUAUCCCACAUUCUGGUUGGGAAAACUCUAUACUCCAUGAUGAUCGCAAAAUACAAUUACACUCAACACAGGUGCUGCGUAAUGCCACUGGGUGCCUAAGGAAUGUGAGUUCCGCUGGAGAGGAGGCACGCAGAAGGAUGAGGGAGUGUGAUGGACUAACUGAUGCAUUGCUCUAUGUCAUCCAGUCUGCACUAGGAAACAAUGAAAUAGAUAGUAAGACCGUUGAAAACUGUGUGUGCAUAUUGAGGAACCUUUCCUACCGGCUAGCUGCAGAAACUUCUCAGGGACAGCAGAUGGGAACUGAUGAACUUGAUGGAUUGCUUUGUAGUGAAACCAACAGCAAAGAUACUGAAAGUUCAGGAUGCUGGGGCAAAAAGAAGAAGAAAAAGAAAUCUCUGGAUCAGUGGGAUGGAGUGGGACCCUUUCCUGAGUGUGCAGACCCACCAAAAGGAAUCCAGAUGCUAUGGCAUCCUUCAAUAGUUAAACCCUACCUCACACUUCUCUCUGAAUGCUCAAACCCAGACACCCUUGAAGGUGCAGCUGGAGCAUUGCAAAAUUUAGCUGCAGGAAGCUGGAAGUGGUCUAUUUAUAUUCGUGCUGCUGUCCGUAAAGAAAAGGGACUGCCAAUCUUAGUGGAACUUCUCCGAAUAGACAAUGAUAGAGUGGUAUGUGCAGUUGCUACUGCUUUACGGAAUAUGGCCUUGGAUGUCAGAAAUAAAGAACUAAUAGGCAAAUAUGCUAUGCGGGAUCUGGUGCACCGUCUUCCUGGGGGCAACAACUGCAACAACUUAACUAGCAAGACUAUGUCUGAUGACACUGUUACUGCUAUCUGCUGCACACUUCAUGAAGUCAUAACUAAGAACAUGGAGAAUGCUAAAGCCCUACGAGAUGCCGGAGGCAUCGAAAAACUAGUUGGCAUUUCAAAGAGCAAAGGAGACAAACAUUCACCGAAAGUUGUGAAGGCAGCAUCUCAAGUCCUAAAUAGCAUGUGGCAGUACAGAGAUCUCAGAAGUCUUUACAAAAAGCAGGAUGCCCCAGGCUUGAAAGUGAAUGAGGAAGGCGGAUAUUCACCCACCCUUCAGUCUGAGCCAGACAACGCUCUGUAUACUCUCUCCCAGGGCCAAGCGACCAGAAUCAAUUCCCAAAUCCAGGAUGGCUGGUCCCAGUAUCAUUUUGUAGCAUCCUCAUCAACCAUUGAAAGAGAUCGGCAAAGACCUUACUCUUCCUCCCGAACUCCCUCCAUAUCUCCUGUUCGCAUGUCUCCUAAUAAUAGAUCAGCAAGUGCCCCUGCAUCCCCUCGGGAAAUGAUCAACCUGAAGGAAAGGAAAGUAGACUACGAAUCAGCUGGAUCAAAUGCCACUUAUAAAGGAGAACACACAUCUAGAAAAGAUACUAUGACAGCUCAAAAUGCUGGAUCCUCAACAUUAUAUAGGAAUUCAUUUGGCGCACCUGCUGACGAUAUCAAACACAACCAGAUUUCUACACAGCCAGUUCCACAAGAAUCUAGUAGAAAAGACUAUGAAACUUACCAACCUUUUCAGAAUUCAACAAGAAAUUUUGAUGAUUCCUUCUUUGAGGAUCAGGUUCACCACCGUCCUCCAGCCACCGAGUACAAUAUGCAUCUGGGAUUAAAGUCAACUGGAAACUAUGUGGACUUUUAUUCUGCAGCUCGCCCCUAUAGUGAACUGAACUAUGAAACAAGCCACUACCCGGCCUCUCCAGACUCCUGGGUUUGAGACGCAGAUUAAGAAUCUGUGCAUGUGCAUGCAUAACAUAAGACAUUUUUCCUUGCAGAUUUAAUUUGUAAAGCCUGUUCCGUAGAAAGGCCCUAAUUAUCAUUGUGGAAAAUUGAUUAUGGUGUUUUAGAAGGCUGAUGUAAUGGGUACUAAUACUUCAUAGAAGGUUGUAAUUGCCAUAAGAGAUAAGUUAACAUUAAUAGCAGAAGGUUAGCUUCAAAACUAUGAAGCUGGGGUAUUUAAUAAAGCAUGGCAGCAAAGUUAUAUAACAGACGUAUGCUGCAUUAAUCUUUCACUGGUGCUUUAGUAACUGACCUCUAGUUAUGCGAUGCAUAGAUGGUGAGUAAGGAAUAUGCUUAGAGGGUGGUGGGAGAAAGGCACAUUGGAUGUGUGCUGAGGUGGCACAAUAAGCACAAGAGUGAAGUUUACCUAAUCUAUGGGGAACAGUCCUUCACAUUUUGUUUACUAUCCUCAUUGUGAAUCUAGGCUUCAAGUUGCAUUUGAGGUUUCCUCUGUACAGCAAGAUGUUUCUUGCUUUUUGUUAAUGCUUUGUUGUAAAGUAUUUGAUGUACAUUAUGGAUAAAGAAGAGUGCAUUGUGUAUAUUACACCAAUGCCACAGUGUUUCUUCAUCAGUGGUUCUAGAUAUUGCUUCAGUUCUUACAAUUUUUUGAAAAGAUGCGAGGAUUUCAAUCCACUUUGUUUUCCUUUGCCCCAGUAAGUUACAACAAGGUAAAACAGCAAACAAGACUAAAAUACUAUCUAGCAGUAUUGUAUGGUCUGAUAUGUGAAUUUGUUUGUGGCAACUAAACAAAGCAUUCAGUAAUUUCUGACAGAUAACACCAUCAUUUUACACUCUUUGUCAACAAAGUGCUUUUUCACUGCCUAAAAUUUUACAUGUAGAUAUUUGAAAUAGAUUUUUUUCAUUUUUACCAGUUUUCUUUAUGAUGAUACAGUGUUAAAAGAAAAUAAAUAACAAUUGAUCUGUCAUCCAUACUUGCCAAACAUGUCUAUUUCCAAAACAAAAAGCUACAAUGUAUCAAAGAUAUGUCUGCAUGUGUGUGAAUGCUUCUUAUUUUUUGGGUGAUUGCAUUUAAUCUUUGACAUUUACUACAGUACUCUGAUUUCCUUCUAUAGCAUAACAUAGACAUGUGACUCAUGUUUAUAAUAAUGCUAUCAACUACAUUACAAUAUGCUAAAUGAUAUGUCACCUUUCUAUGUACCAUGCAUGAACCAAACUGGAGAAAUCAUUUAAUUAUUAACAUUGAUCUUUGAUGUAUUCUACUACCAUGUGCCUUAGAGCUGUGAGUAUGUGAAACAUACAUUAUUAUUGUAUUAUAGCUUGUAUUAUGUUUAUUUAUGAAAUACUGUAAAUUCUGGAAAAGUUUCAUAUAAUGUAAGGCUGCACAGAGAUCUAGUCUAAAACCUAACCAAAGGCUAUGUACACAUUUGUGUUAAAAUGAUGCGGUUAUAACACAAUUUAAGACCAUGUAAAUGGCUAUGAAAAUAAAACGUAUCGUACCUAAUUAGACCAUACAUUUUUAAAUUGUAUAGAAAAUGUUUCGCAGCUUUGCGUUCUUUCAACAUUCUUUGUUACUUUUCAGUGGCUCUGACGCAAGUUAAUGCAUUUCUAAACUUAAUUUAGCAUGCAACAAUUUGAUUGCAAUGUGAUGCCAUAAGAAGCAUUUAUAGAUGUUUAUAGUUGUGUUUGGCUGAUUGAUAAAACAUUUUGUCUUGUUACAAAUGCAUGUUUAAAACAUACAUAUUGAAUGCACUUGUAAACUUAAAUGCUAUUUUAACAUGUGUUAAAAAAAAAUACACUGCAAACACCAAUGUGUAUAUAGCCUUAAAGAGUCACAAAUCCUCUAAUUAGUAGAACAAUAAGCCAGGCAUGUGCAAAUAUAAGUGAAGGGGAAAAAAUAAAGAUGUACAGUAUAUAAAGAAAAGACCAAUCGAGUUAUGGAUGAAAACAAGCAGUUGAGAGAUACUGUAUACAUAAACAAGUUUCAUUCAUAAAUGUACACUUUUAGCUAGGAGAGCUUAUCCCCUUAUUUAUCAAUGAGUGAUAAAUUUCACUGUGAGUGAUAAAUUGCACCUGCCAAUCCGAUUCUAACUGUCAUUUUUCAAACCCAGACUGUGACAUGGAAGUUAGGAGCGUAUUUGCUGGUGCAGUUUAUCACUCACAGCGAAAUGUAUCACUCAUUGAUAAAUAAGGGCAACAGUGUCUGGAUCAGUGGUUCCCAAACUUGGUUCUCAUGGACCCCCAACAGUUCAUGUUUUUCAGAUCACCUAGCAGGUGCACAGGUGCAGUCAUUACUCAUGGACACAUUUUAAAAGGUCCACAGAUAGAGCUGAUUAUUCCACUUGUGAUUCUGUGAGGAGACCUGGAAAACAUGAACUGUUAGGGAUUCUAGAAGACUGAGUUUGGGAAUCACCGGUCUUUCAAUUAAUGAAUAGGAAAAACAUAUAUAGAAGAUUGAUUGAAACCACUGGGAAAUAUCUGGAUGGCUCCAAGUAAUGUUAAAAUAUCAACAACUGCUUUCUUUUUUCAAAGACAACUAUAAAGGGAAGCAAGGUGGGCUUGAAUAAUGGCAUGCCACACUUACUAAUAAGGUAUUAUUAGAUAUCUUUAUUUACAUAGUGCCAAUAUAUUGCACAGCACUUUACAAAGAAUGUUUAAUAAUUAAAAGCAGCCCCUUACCGAGAUGAUUAAAUUCUCUACCACAUGCAUACUAUGGUCAAUAUUGGAGAUUAACUUACUAGUAUAGAUUUGGACUGGUCAAGGAAACGAGCAUGUAGUGUAAACCCUCACAAAAACAAGUAAACCAUAAUUCCAUAAAACGACCAGGUUGGAAUAAAACCCAUAGAGUCAGUGACAACAUAGCCUGUGUACCAGCUUACACUUUUCAAAACCCUAAGAGGCCCAAUUCCUCCUAAACCAGUUAGUGUAGUGUAGUGUAAGGGGAGUUUGCAUUUGAGUGGUGGAUAUUGAGGAGGAUGAUCAGUCUGCUGAUUGGCUCCUCUGACUUAUUUCUCAUACUGCUGCAUAACAAGCUAAACACAAGGUUGUGAUAUAUAUGUUUUCAUUAAUUUCCAUUUAAUAUAUUUCAUAUGUCUUUCAGAUUAGAUCAUUAUUUAGACUUUUAAUGCAUGAAUAUACUGUGGCUAAAAUUAUUGGAAGAGUAAUGGAAAACAUUUUUACAUUGUUAUGCUUAUAAAAUAUUGAAUACGUAUUUACUAGUUUUAUCUUUAUGGGACAAAAUAAUGAUAAUAAUAUUGCUAGCAAAAUUCUAGAAUACAUUGGAACCAAAGUAAGUGGGUGGUGUUUAAUAAGAAAUCAUUAUGUAAUUGAAAUCAGCAAAAGCAAAAAUAUGCAGAUGCUCAUGUCACAUGUUUCAGUAAUUUGCUUGUAUAUAAUUAGAUGUUAUAUUUUUACUUUAAAUGUCAUGUAAAAAAAACAUACUAGAAUAUGAUUGAACCUACAAUAAAUUACUUUUUCAUUUGUU